AUGUUCAGGCCAGAAGAUGAAGAGCCAUCUGUCACAGCCGAGGCCACGCCGAAGCUGAGUAUGAGGGACAAGCCUCCUCUGGUCGACAGGCUGUGUCCAACGUGCAGCCGACUCAAUCUCUCCGCAGAAAAGUUCGUGUCAAAACAUCACACAGAAAACACUCUCUCGGGACGUCUUGCAGCCCCAUUUGAUUCCGUCGGGUUACAACCUCAGGACUUAGGCUACCUCGACGAAAUUUACAGACGAAUGGACAGUUGCUCGCUUUGUUGGCUUCUGUUUCACGCUGUCCAUCUUGAUGAAUGGCAUUUGAGUAGCGCAUCUACCGGGAGCCGGUCUCGUGCGGCCCAAAUCUCCAGAGGCGACGGUUGGACCAACGAAGGCACACGGGUUCGCUGUUCCGUCGAGUGGUUGUUGGAUGGUCGUCUUCUGGACGACCCGGGGUCCGGGAAGAGGCACCCACCGCCGACCCGCCGCUUGAAAGUCUUCAGUCCCGCGGGGCUCUUCACGGAUUCAUAUAUCAUGCUUCUGUCUCCCGAAUCGACGUCUCCGUCCACUGAAAGGACAUUCUUGGCUCGUCAAAUACCUCCUGACCAAGCAAGCAUAGCUCUUCUUCGACGCUGGCUCGACAUUUGCAAGACACACCACGUCAGCGGAUGUCGGCCUCAUCAAACGCCGCACGAAACUUUUGAGAUGCUUGAGAAUCUCAAGUUUAUUGACUUGGAAAACAAAGCGGUCGUUGUUAGCUCUCGAAGCGGUGUUCGAGUUACGGAAUACGCAACUCUUAGCUACGUGUGGGGCCUCGGUCGACAGCUCACCCUAACUCAUGAGACUCUCACCGAAUUCAGUUCAAAGGGUUCCUUGAAGCUUGACAGGCCUGAUCUUCCAAAGACUGUCCGCGACGCCAUGAUUCUUGUUAAGUCAUUGGGUAUCCGGUACAUCUGGCUAGAUUCCCUCUGUAUCGUCCAAAACGACACCAACGAGAUGCAGCGCAUUCUCCCGAUGAUGGACCGUAUAUAUGGAAACUCGGUUCUCAAUGUUUGCGCCGCAGCCGGUGACGGCUCUAAUUACGGAAUCCCGGGAUCGCCUGCGAGUCCUCGAGCAGCUUGGCAACCGAUAGUUCAAUGUGCAGGGUUCGAACUUGUGGCAACCAAGACCGUUGAGGGUCUCAUCGAAAACACUGCCUGGAACAGCAGAGCGUGGACCUUUCAAGAGAGGAUGCUCUCCAAACGAUCCAUGAUAUUUGUCGAGAACAGAGUCUUCUUCCAGUGUCGUGAAGCAACGUGGUCUGAGGAGGUGUUUUCGGAGGCGUUGGCCUCGUCAUGGACUUUGGAGAUGAUUCGCUCACCCUUGAAGUCAUUCGAGAAGAACCCGGUCCGGCUCUAUGUCGAGUAUGUCGAGCUUUUCAGUGGCAGACUUUUGACUUACGAAGCCGAUCGGUUACGGGCGUUCGAGGGGAUUUCGGCUAUGCUCUGCGCUCCACUCCGAGCCUCCUUCUUUUACGGACUGCCCGACUCCUAUUUCGACUUUGCACUACUGUGGGAGAAGAAGACGCCUGGGCGGAGACUUAAAGACCUGGGCGAAGACAGGAUCCCUAGCUGGUCAUGGAGUGCCUGGCUCGGCGCCUCCAUUUGGCGCCUCUCCAUGAUUUCCGGCACAUUGCUAAACCUUCACGAAUGGUUAGAAUCCCAUACAUGGGUCGUGUGGUAUAAGCUGAAGCAAACGACACCCACUGAGUCAAAUCUCAUACCCGUGUGGUCGGCCAGCCAGUGCCAUCCCAGACCAAGUCGCUGGCACGGGUACGCUAGGGAAAACGCAGAGAGCAGGCCUUUCGGACGACGACAACCACCGAUCUCGGAUGACGCCGAGACGAAACCCAUCAUGCCAACCACAAGCAUUCUGAAGAAGGAAUGCCUCUACUUCUGGACGUACACCGCCUUCUUCCGGCUGUCCUGCCAGAGCCGCACCGGCCCAACCUUCGCCUCCAAGCUGGAGCCGGGCCUCCACCGCUUCGGCCUACUGGACGCCCACGGAGACUGGUGCGGCACCAUCAUCCUGGAGGACGAGUGGUCCGACAGCGUGGGCGAAGUUGUCGAACUUGCGGCCAUCUCCGAUGCCCGCGACUUCUCGAUGGAGGAGCUGGACACGUGGAACUACUACGUCCCCGAGGACCGCGAGGCCUCCGAGUGGCGACUAUAUUACGCCUUUUUAAUCGUUUGGGACGACCGUCACAUCAUUGCCGAAAGGGCUGGGCUCGCCAAGGUUUACCAGCGGGCCUUUGAGCUGGCGUCGUUCGAGCCGGGGAAGGCGUGGAGAGAGAUCACCUUAGGGUGA
Messenger RNA from Colletotrichum destructivum, 2331 nucleotides. RefSeq names its product Putative heterokaryon incompatibility. The transcript has a single exon. The record is from RefSeq and is a predicted model, not a curated record. The coding region runs from base 1 to 2331 and encodes 776 amino acids. NCBI's taxonomy places the organism in Eukaryota, Fungi, Ascomycota, Sordariomycetes, Glomerellales, Glomerellaceae.